Messenger RNA from Macadamia integrifolia, 1241 nucleotides. Its product is annotated as serine/threonine-protein kinase STY13-like. Gene Ontology annotation, biological process: protein phosphorylation. NCBI's taxonomy places the organism in Eukaryota, Viridiplantae, Streptophyta, Magnoliopsida, Proteales, Proteaceae. The transcript has 6 exons. The coding region runs from base 197 to 1096 and encodes 299 amino acids. Gene Ontology annotation, molecular function: protein kinase activity; ATP binding. The record is from RefSeq and is a predicted model, not a curated record.
CCAAGCUUGAGAGAAAAGAAAAGCAUAGCCUUCUCACAUUUAAGCCCUACCGUUCUCACCUCUGCUCUCGCCUCAGUCCCUUAGUAACUCGCAAGCUAGAGAGCAAGAAGCCAUAGCUUUUCUUACUUUCAGCCUUUCACUCCCUGCCUUGUCGUAACUCUUCUGUGUCUUAGUAAGUCUUCCAACUCCUCCCCUGAUGGCAAUGGAGCCCUUUGAUACUUUUUACCAAGAACGCAAGCAACUAGUCAUAAAACAACGUGAUUUUAACCCUUAUAGCAUUGAACUUGAUGAAUCAAAGCUUAUUAGCACUGAUCAGCUCCUCAUUGAGGGUAAGACAGAGAUUGGGAGUGGUGGAUACUCCACCGUCUUCAAAGGAUGGUACAAAGAUGAGGUUGUCGCCAUAAAAUAUAUUGAGAAUGAUGAUAGAAGAAAGAGAGAAAAUCAGAAUGUGAUUAAGAAGGAGAUCGACAUCCUCUCCCAAAUGAAGAAUGAUAACAUAGUGAAGUUUAUUGGUGCUUCAGUGCAUCCAGCCGCAUGCAUAAUAGUUAUGGAGUAUGUGGAUGGAAAAUCGCUUGAGGACUUUAUUAAAGAAGAAGUAUUUGAUUUGACAAAAAGUUUGAGGUUUGCUCUAGAUAUUAGUAGAGCAAUGGAGCAUGUACAUGAAAAGAAAAUCAUCCACAUGGACUUGAAGCCUGAAAAUAUUUUAAUCUCAACUGACUUGAGUACAUUAAAAUUAGUGGAUUUUGGGAUAGCAGUGGGGGAGACUGCUGAAAGGACUCAAACUCUUCCUAAGGCUGGUUCAUACUUAUAUACUGCUCCUGAGCUCCUUAGAAGGAUGAAAUAUGAUCACAAAGUUGACAUCUACAGUUUCUCUCUCAUCUUCUGGGGAAUGCUAAAAAAUGAACUGCCAUUUGAGGACAUGAACUUACAUGAUAUAAAAACGAAAGUUGUAGAACAGGGAACAAGACCAUGUCUAGAGGGCAUUCCAAGCGAAAUUAGCUCUCUUCUGCAGAGAUGUUGGUCAGAUGAAAUUAACCUUCGCCCAGAUUUUACAGAUGUUGUCAAAGAACUAUCUGAAUUCAUUGGAAGCAGCUAGGAGACUACUAUUUCAGUAAUUUUUUAAAUUUCUGUUGGUUGAAUACCCAUGGAAGCCACUCUUAACCCGUGGAAGGAGAUUUAUAGGAUUUUUAAUUCAAUUUGAACGAAAUUGGUGUGAUUAUAAGUGAGUUUCACUUUCUUUU